AACAAUCUUAGCCUGAUCAAGUCGGAAGCAAGCAAAGAGGAUGAUGAAUAUAGGGAGACGGUCGCUUGGUAUGAGUCAAAAUCAAGGGACGAGGGUAUCGAUGCGUGUUUGAAGAAGCAUUCUCUGGAUCUAUUGGUCACUCCAUGGUCGGCCUACGUACCUGCCGUCGCCGGUUAUCCCCUUUUGAUCAAGCCCGUCCGCAGGGUACCAGAAGAGCCCUAUGUCUCUGCUCCUGGCUUACCAUUCGGAAUCGCCUUUAUAGGUGGGGCAUGGUCCGAACGCACGUUGAUUGGGUGCGCCUACUCUCUCGAGCAAAAGACCAGAGCGAG
Messenger RNA from Acaulospora colombiana, 329 nucleotides. NCBI's taxonomy places the organism in Eukaryota, Fungi, Glomeromycota, Glomeromycetes, Diversisporales, Acaulosporaceae. The record is from the annotation of a GenBank genome assembly.